AUGACGGUACCAGUCAAAUUGUAUGCGAGCGCUCUGGCUCCUGAACUCGCCGGGGGUAUCUCUGAGACGGACCACAUCACUAAAUCUAACCCUUUCACUAAAUCUAACCCCAUCACUAAAUCUAACCCCAUCACUAAAUCUAACCCUUUCACUAAAUCUAACCCCAUCACUAAAUCUAACCCCAUCACUAAAUCUCAACCCAUCACUAAAUCUAACCCCAUCACUAAAUCUCAACCCAUCACUAAAUCUAACCCCAUCACUAAAUCUCAAUCCAUCACUAAAUCUAACCCCAUCACUAAAUCUAACCCCAUCACUAAAUCUCAACCCAUCACUAAAUUUAACCCCAUCAAUAAAUCUCAACCCAUCACUAAAUCUAACCUCAUCACUAAAUCUAACCCCAUCACUAAAUCUCAACCCAUCACUAAAUCUAACCCCAUCACUAAAUCUAACCCCAUCACUAAAUCUCAACCCAUCACUAAAUCUAACCCCAUCACUAAAUCUCAACCCAUCACUAAAUUUAACCCCAUCAAUAAAUCUCAACCCAUCACUAAAUCUAACCCCAUCACUAAAUCUAACCCCAUCACUAAAUCUCAACCCAUCACUAAAUCUAACCCCAUCACUAAAUCUCAACCCAUCACUAAAUCUAACCUCAUCACUAAAUCUCAACCCAUCACUAAAUCUAACCCCAUCACUAAAUCUCAACCCAUCACUAAAUCUAGCCACAUCACUAAAUCUAACCCUUUCACUAAAUCUAACCCCAUCACUAAAUCUAACCCCAUCACUAAAUCUAACCCUUUCACUAAAUCUAACCCCAUCACUAAAUCUAACCCCAUCACUAAAUCUCAACCCAUCACUAAAUCUAACCCCAUCACUAAAUCUCAACCCAUCACUAAAUCUAACCCCAUCACUAAAUCUCAAUCCAUCACUAAAUCUAACCCCAUCACUAAAUCUAACCCCAUCACUAAAUCUCAACCCAUCACUAAAUUUAACCCCAUCAAUAAAUCUCAACCCAUCACUAAAUCUAACCUCAUCACUAAAUCUAACCCCAUCACUAAAUCUCAACCCAUCACUAAAUCUAACCCCAUCACUAAAUCUAACCCCAUCACUAAAUCUCAACCCAUCACUAAAUCUAACCCCAUCACUAAAUCUCAACCCAUCACUAAAUUUAACCCCAUCAAUAAAUCUCAACCCAUCACUAAAUCUAACCCCAUCACUAAAUCUAACCCCAUCACUAAAUCUCAACCCAUCACUAAAUCUAACCCCAUCACUAAAUCUCAACCCAUCACUAAAUCUAACCUCAUCACUAAAUCUCAACCCAUCACUAAAUCUAACCCUUUUUAA
This is a messenger RNA of Gigantopelta aegis, 1341 nucleotides long. RefSeq lists its product as uncharacterized. The record is from RefSeq and is a predicted model, not a curated record. The coding region runs from base 1 to 1341 and encodes 446 amino acids. NCBI's taxonomy places the organism in Eukaryota, Metazoa, Mollusca, Gastropoda, Neomphalida, Peltospiridae. The transcript has 2 exons.